CUGGGAAUACCCGGUGUAGACGUAGGGCUCUUCAGGCAGCAUAAACAGAGUUUUGAAUAUGACGAAAAUGGAGGCUAAUCUACGAAAUUAUCGUUGACCAAAACAUGUUAUUGCGUGCGAUCCAUGUUGACAUUUUACCGUGUGGAAUUUGUUUUCUCAUAAGUAACGUAAGAAAAGUAACUGGAAACCAUAUCGCCCUGGAAUUAUUCACGCUGGACUGCAUUCUAACAUAAUGUGUAUUGUGGUUAUACUUUUCAUUGUUAGAUAGCGUACUCUUAAAAAUGUGGAAACUUUAUCGCCAUUUUGUUGCUUUCAUUUGAGUCACCGCCACUAUAAAUAUACAGGGCCUUUUGAAGUGUGGGCCGGGCUUGUUUAGUACGACAGCUACACUCCAUAGCGAUUGGCUGCAAUAGUAAACUGAAGUCUUUGAGCCGCAAUCGUUAAACCAAUUCGAUGUUUAUUGACUACACGGCACAGGACAAACUACUCCGUCCAUCGAUCGAAACACUUGGUCAGUGGCGAGAGGGGUACAGGCGGAUACAAAAUGGAGGGCCCAAUUAACAACACAGCUCUUCAGUACGUGAUCACCAACCACACCGGAAACGGAAGUAUGAAACUAUCGAUGGAGGCCGCUUGUGGACCCGGAGUCGGUAACGGAAGCACACCAUGUAAAGAGGAGGGUAUGGGGAUUAGUUUAUCCACACCUAUCCUCAUGUUGUCGUCUGGACUCAUGGGCAACACGUUGGCCCUUGUGGUGCUUUACACAAUGAAAACGGAAGCAAAACAAACUGUGUUUUUUACACUCUUGGCUGGACUAGCCUGGACAGACUUGAUUGGUCAGUUAAUGACCGGUCCGAUGGCAAUCAUUGUCUACGCUAACAACUUAUCAUGGGUGGGUGGUGAAGCGACAUGUAUUUACCACGCCUUUUCAAUGAUAUGUUUUGGAUUUCUCACACCCGUGCUCGUAUGCGCCAUGUCCUUAGAUAGACUUGUAGCUCUAAAAUUCACUUUUUUCUACGCUCGAAAUUUUACCAGAAAAAAGGCACAAGUACUUGUCGUGGUUUGUUGGAUUAUAGUAUUGUUUGUGUGUUCCUGGCCGCUGAUGGGGUUCGGCAGUUACGAAAAACAAUACCCAGGAAGUUGGUGCUUUCUGAAUUUCCAUAAAGAAAGCAGAACUGACGUGGCCUUUGCGACAACUUACUCUGUGAUAAACCUAUUACUUAUUACCAUUAAUUUCUUAUGUAACAUCGUCGUCAUAUCAACCGUUAUACACAUGAGAAAGAAAAGGAUUAUUCAAAAUUCGCCAUCCAUUGACAGAAAACGUAGACCUCAUCGUACAAAAUCACAGAAGAGGCUGGAAUCGGAGACACAAAUGGUGGUCUUCAUGUGUACCAUCACCUUCGUGUUCAGUGUGUGUUACAUACCAUUUAACGUAAAUAUCAUUGUAAACCAGGUGACGGGGAUAACCAACCACAAAGUGGACCUCAUAGUUCUCCGUUUACUCGCAAUUAACCAGAUCCUUGAUCCAUGGCUGUACAUAUUACUGCGCAGAGCUCAGUUAUUGAAAAUCUUAAACAAUAUCAAGUUGAAAAUCUGCUACGCUUGUGGAGGAUCGGGUAGUUUUAUAUCAUCUAAGCAAUACGAAUAUCCACACGAAAACAAAGAUGCAGAUAUUGGCAAAUCGUAUGUCUUAAAAUCAACGGCAUGUGAAGCUAACACUCAAUUACACCCCAUUGAAAACGGAAGUGACUCUUCCGGAAGCAGGGAAACCCUGGGCAGUACAUCGAAUCUGAUUCAGGAAAGUGAAAUAGAACACCCAAAGCCAUAUCGUAAAUACAUGCGAUCCAUUUCGGCCGACAACAGUCGUCCAGUGUUUAUCAGUGAUAGUGAUUCCGAUGUUUUCCACGAAGAAAUGGCGUGCUUUAAGACUUUGUUCAGUUCCGACAAACGGAAAAAAUACUCAACAUCCAGACGAAUGUCUGCGCAAAAUUCGACGGGACAACCUCGGACAGAAGGACUGGGGCAACCUCGAACAGAACGACUGUAUAGUCUGCCAAAUAGUAUUAACGUCUUUAGAGAGGAAGCCUUUUUAUAGCUCAUGUCCAAAAGUAUUGGUCACGAUGGAUAUAUACUCAUUGUAGUUACAUUCAGAGACAAAGUUCACAUGCAGUAUUAACCACUACGACAGGAGUCUGAAUCGUCCUUGACCUUCAUGUCUUGUAAUGAGGAAGUAAUAUAGGGGUUAGUGGUUUAGGGUGAACCUGGAGUGAACAAUGCCAGCUGUUGUUAUUCUAUCCGUAUGGUUGUAAUUGAACACGACUGUUCGAAAACUAGUUGAUUAUUUAAAAGAAGAGCUGGUGUUGUUUGGAUAUUUAGAUGCUUUAUCAACGUUUUUAUUGAUAUAGGAAUUUACAUUGCACAAGGUUAAAGGUCAUUCCAAUUAUCACGUGGCCCUAUUUAGAAUCACUCACCUGACCUUCGUGUAUACAAUAUAACAAAGUAUUGAUGUUAGAGGUGUUGUCGUACAUAAGGUAUUAAUAUUAAUUAUGUGACCUGGCUAAGUCUGAGAAAAGGGGUUAGGAAAGUGCUAGAUGUAUUUCUGUAUUCGUUAGCAUUGCCUUUGUGUUACUUGUUUGUUCCCGUAGUUGAGCUAAACAUACAUUAUUUGGUAUAUGUACAAGUUGUUAUCUUCUGUUAAAUAAAUUUGUUGUUUUUUAA
Pecten maximus is the source of this 2718-nucleotide messenger RNA. RefSeq names its product prostaglandin E2 receptor EP4 subtype-like. Gene Ontology annotation, cellular component: plasma membrane. Bases 545 to 2095 code for a protein of 516 amino acids. Gene Ontology annotation, molecular function: thromboxane receptor activity. Gene Ontology annotation, biological process: inflammatory response; adenylate cyclase-activating G protein-coupled receptor signaling pathway; positive regulation of cytosolic calcium ion concentration. The record is from RefSeq and is a predicted model, not a curated record. The transcript has 3 exons. NCBI's taxonomy places the organism in Eukaryota, Metazoa, Mollusca, Bivalvia, Pectinida, Pectinidae.